GGGGCGGUAGUGGCGCGGUGGUGGUGGCGUGCAGCGUGCGGGCAGCGCCGUGAGGGAGCGGCGGGCACCGGGCACGAUGUCCAAGUCUUCAACRGCACCAAAAAUGUCAUCCCAAGAGGAAAUCCUGAGCGAUGGCCGGUUCAGCUGCAUCGCAAGGGAUCCCAGGUUUUGGGAGAUGCCUGAAAAGGAACGUAAAGUCAAGAUUGACAAGCGAUUCCGAGCGAUGUUUCAUGACAAGAAAUUCAAGCUGAGAUACACAGUGGAUAAAAGAGGUCGCCCUGUUAACUAUACCUCCACAGAGAACCUCAAGAAGUUUUAUGCYUUGUCAGAAUCUGACUCUGAUCUUUCAGAAAGUGACAGUAAAGAACUCACUGUAAAGAAAAAAAAGAAAAAGAAAGUUAAAGGCAAAGGAGAAGCAGAUUCUGUAAAGACCGUUGCAGGUGGCCUUCCAAAGGAGGAGAGCAAAAAAAAUAAGCAAGGAGUGGACCAAACAUGUGAAGCGGUGACRAAACUAAAUGACCUUAAAAAAGGACAAAAGAGUAAAUCUAAGUUCAGCAUGAAAGAGGACUCACAGAAAACUGCUGUAGAAGUUGAUCACUCUCAGGGAACGAAGGGCCUUUUACCCAAAGGGGAAAACAAGGAAGAAGUUGUGUCAGGGGAAAGUUCCAUUUCAAUUCAAAGCAAGGAAAAGACUUCACAAGUAAAUGGUGCUAAGUCAGUCAAAGCUCCCAGGAGGGACCACUCCCUAGGAGGGAAAAUAAAAGAAUCAGACAUCUCUGAUCAAAGUGUAAAAAGUAAAAGCCAAUUAGAGGAAGAAACUUCUGCAAGUGAGGAGGCRGAAUCAGAAGAGGAAUCAGACAAUGGUGAAGAAACAGGUGAGGAAGAGGAGCCAGAAGACGAUGGGGAAAUGAUGGGUGAAGAUGACAGUGAUUCAGAAGAUGAUGAAGAAAGUGACAGUGGGCCUGAUCUAGCCAGAGGCAUAGGGAACAUUGAAACSAGCUCAGAUGAUGAUGAGGAUUUAAACGAGCUGUUUCCAAAGGAGCCAGAGAUCGAGCAUUCAUGGCGUGAGCUGGAUAAAGAUGCCCCUCGUGGAGAUGAGAUUACAAGCAGAUUGGCAGUUUGUAAUAUGGAYUGGGAUAGGUUGAAGGCUAAGGAUUUGCUGGCUCUGUUUAAUUCUUUCACACCCAAAGGUGGAACAGUGUUUUCUGUUAAGAUUUAUCCUUCGGAAUUUGGAAAAGAGAGAUUGAAAGAGGAAGAACAAAAAGGACCUGUGGAACUGUUUGAUCUUCCAGAGAAUACCACAGAGGAUGAUGGGAUUUAUAGGGAAAAACUGCGGGAAUACCAGUUUAAGCGACUGAAAUACUUCUAUGCAGUUGUAGAAUGUGAUUCUCCUGAAACAGCCAAUAAAAUUUAUGAGGAAUGUGAUGGACUGGAAUUUGAAAGUAGCUGUUCUUUCAUAGACCUGAGAUUUAUUCCAGAUAAUGUUACAUUUGAUGAUAAGCCAAAAGAUGUAGCCUCAGAAGUGAACAUAGCUGCUUAUAAGCCAAAAUACUUCACAUCUGCUGCUAUGGGAACAUCAAAGGUAGAUAUCACAUGGGAUGAGACAGAUCACGAACGAGUAACAUCACUCAGCAGAACUUUUAACAAAGAGGAGCUUCUUGACAUGGAUUUUCAAGCAUAUUUGGCUUCAUCAAGUGAAGAAGAGGAGGAAGAGCAGCAAGGUGAUGAUAUAACUAAUGAAAUGGAAGAUGGCAAACCGAGGAAAAGYCAAAAAGAUGAUGAAGAGCAAAUUGCCAAGUACAGAGAACUUUUGCAAAGUAUCCAAGAWAAAGAGAAAAAACAGGAAGAAAAGAAUAUAGGAAUGGAGAUUAAGUGGGUUCCAGGCCUCAAAGAAACUGCUGAAGAAAUGGUCAAAAACAAGUUGGAAGGAAAGGAUAACCUGACUCCAUGGCAAAAAUAUCUGGAGAAGAAGAAAGAAAAAAGAAUUCUUAAGAAAAAGAGAAAGGCUACUGCUGAGAGAGAAGAGAGUGAAGAUGAACUUCCACCUGAUGUUGAUCUCAAUGACCCAUAUUUUGCUGAAGAAUUCGAGAAAACAGGUUUAAAGAAGAAGCCAGAAUCAAUGGAAAGUACCUCAGAAGAUGAAGAUGAAGUUGAAAAACAGAAGGCUGAAAUGGCCCUACUGAUGAUGGAUGAUGAAGAAGAYGGCAGAAAACAUUUUAAUUAUAAAAAGAUUGUAGAACAACAGAAUCUGAGCAAGAAGAAAAAGAAACUUCUUAUGAAAAAGAAAGAAUUACUAGAAGAUGACUUCCAGGUAAAUGUUGCUGACACAAGAUUCCAAGCCAUGUUUACUUCUCCCCUGUUUAAUUUGGAUCCUUCAGAUCCAAAUUUCAAGAAGACAAAAGCAGUAGAAAAGAUCCUGGAAGAGAAAGCUCGCCGAAGAGARGAAAAGGAGCAAGAUCUUAAGGAGGCCAACAAGGGCCUGGAGAACAAGAUGGCAAAGAAAGGAGAGGUUGCUAAGAAAGCCAUAGAUCCUGCCUUAUCAAUGCUAAUAAAGUCUGUCAAAAAUAAAACUGAAGAGUUUCAGGCGAGGAAAAAGCAGAAAUUCAAAUAACUGAACUUUGUUUUUAUCCGGACUUUAUUUCAGUCUCAGCUCUUUAAACUGGAGACAUCUGUCAAAGUUACUGCAGCCUGCUCUGAUUCCUAUCCACCUAAAAUGUUCUGAAAAAUCACUUCACUGUGGUGGUAAUGUUUGAAAUAUUUAGAGUAAUAAUCACUCUUCUGACACAACAAAUACUGGUUUGUACUACYGUUGAAAAGCUACAUCUUGCAAACACACAUAUAAGGAAAUGGUGGUUCUGGGGUGGUUUGUGUCAUGUCAUCUCUUAAAAAUAAUAGAAGUGCUGAAGCUGACUACAAAAAUCAUAAUUACAGAUUUAUUUAUAAAUAAUAAAAACACUUCUGCAGAGGUUUAUUGUUGAGAGUAAGUGGUCUUGAAGUUUUUAAUUCCACAGAAGUCUGUUAAACACACCUGUCUUGAUAAAGAAGUUAAUAAUGUAACUACAAAUUGAAGAAAUUUUGUACACAAGUUUUUUGUAGGUUUUUAAAAGAUUGCAUAAAUGCUUUAUUAAUUUCUCCUUUAAAUACUUGAAGGUAAUAGGACUAAAUUAUGGAAAUAUUAUCAUUUAGAAGUGUUUCAUUAACAUACAUUGGAAAUAAAUGGUUUAAAUAGGCCCAGAGGAAUUUUGGGCACUAGUUGUGGUUUUUUUUCAUCCAUGCCUAAAUGAAAUUAUGUCAAAAUUUAACUUUUUGCUCUUGUUAUUACCUUUCCAGUAAUAUAGUUAUACAAAGUCUUCCAGCUUUGCAAGUGAUUAAAAAAAAAGAGGGGAAAGAUAAAAAAGGCAGAUCUAGAUAACACAAUUUUAGAAAGUGUGUUGUUUGGCCAUGUUGGUAUUGGUGGUGAAGCUAUGAAAGGUCCAGGGAGAAUACAGAAAGCAGAAAAUGAUCACUCUUCCCUGAAGUGUGGCUACUGAUUUGUCUUAAGGUUUGAUGUAUGUUGGGGUGUUGGGAUUUUUUAAAGGUUUGCAGUAUGAGCUCAAAUGGAAAUAYGACAUUGCAUUUAAAAACCCAAACUUUAGAAACAAAUACCUAAAAGGUAAUUUUCUCUUUUAAAGACAUAUUUUUUCAUUUUUA
Molecule: messenger RNA, 3690 nt
Organism: Malurus melanocephalus (red-backed fairy wren)
Lineage: Eukaryota; Metazoa; Chordata; Aves; Passeriformes; Maluridae
Gene: ESF1
Product: ESF1 nucleolar pre-rRNA processing protein homolog
Exons: 14
Coding region: 77-2611 (844 amino acids)
Biological process (GO): rRNA processing
Cellular component (GO): nucleus
Molecular function (GO): RNA binding
Source: RefSeq, a predicted model, not a curated record